GGAUAAAGUAAUUCGCCAUGUAUAAUUGGCUAUAUUUAGGUUUACCUCAUAAAUGUCUUUUAUUCACGUAACCGGUGCAGGAGCAGGGGGUAUAGGUGCCGAAAGAACAUUGUUCUUCGGUCCAAGAAUCCCCCAAGAAGUGAAAUUAAUGGUCAAACAUGCUAAGAACAUUGACAAAUCCAUAUUCAGGAAGCUACUUCACAUGGCUGUCUUAGAUAUUGAAGGAAAAGAAGUUGAUUCUAGUCUGUUCCAGGAAAUUCAGACAGAAAAACUUACAGAGGAAAUCUUAUGUCAUAUUUAUAGUGGGCUCCACUCAUUAUUACGAUCGGCUUUACGGAUACCACCAUCUUCACUAAAAGCAGAGGUAUUCAAGGAAGAUUUACAAGACCUCAAAAUACCAAAAGAUUUCAUUCCUGACCUAGCCAUGGUGGUCUGUGGUGCAAGAAGAAAAGUCUUAGAACAAAAGUCUUUAGAUAAUCGACCGCGCUUGCCAAAAUUGGACGAGUUUCGAUGGAGGGUGGAUGUAGGAAUAUCAACAAGUGCGCUAAAUCGAGUUUUAGAACCUGCUGUGCUGAUGGAAAUGACACUUAGUGAUGGAAAACUACAAAACUUUGAGGUUCCAAUGUCGAAAUUUCACCAACUACGAUAUGAUGUGGCAAGCGUUCUCAAGGAAAUGGAGGACUUGGAAAAACGAAGCAUUCUCAAAAUUGGUGACUGAAAAGUGGAAUACUUGCAGAAAUGGUGCUAAAGCACUCUGCUAAGAAACGAUUUCUAUCAAAAUGAUGAUUGUGAUUGGAGUACAAUCAGAACAAUCAUUUUUUCUUGGCUCAAUGGAAAUGUAUAAAAUGUAAAUAAUAAAGCGUAGCCUAUAUUAA
Messenger RNA from Lineus longissimus, 875 nucleotides. Its product is annotated as COMM domain-containing protein 5-like. Gene Ontology annotation, cellular component: nucleus. NCBI's taxonomy places the organism in Eukaryota, Metazoa, Nemertea, Pilidiophora, Heteronemertea, Lineidae. The transcript has 7 exons. The coding region runs from base 53 to 718 and encodes 221 amino acids. The record is from RefSeq and is a predicted model, not a curated record.